Owenia fusiformis is the source of this 2551-nucleotide messenger RNA. The record is from the annotation of a GenBank genome assembly. NCBI's taxonomy places the organism in Eukaryota, Metazoa, Annelida, Polychaeta, Sabellida, Oweniidae.
GAAACAAAAACUAGAAUGUGUCAAAGUUCUGCUGGGUAAUGGAGCAAAUCCAAAUACACCAGAUGAUAAAGGAAGAACUGCAUUGAUGUUUGCAGUAAGUUGCAGGCAGGUUGAAUGUGCUGAACUUUUAAUACAAUGCAAGGCUGAUGUGAAUGCCAAAGAUGCUGAAGGAGAAACACCAUUGCUCUAUGCCAUAGGAAAGCAAUCUUUAAAAUGCUCAACAUUAUUGGUGAAACAUGGCGCAAAUGUUAAUCAAGCUAAAAGUGCUAUCAAAGGAUAUACCGACAGCAACAUUCCAAGUUUUCUUAUCAAUAAAGGCGCAGACGUAAACCAGAGUGAUAAAGAUGGGAAAACACUGUUGAUGUAUGCCUCUGAAUGCCCAAACAAAGUUGAACUUGUUGAUUUACUUUUGAAAAAUGGAGCAGAUAUUCAUGCUGUGUGUAGUGUGGAGGGUUCCACUGCACUUAUGUAUGCUGCUGAUGUAGUACCCAAUGAGAAAACAUUGAAGCUACUUAUCGAGAAAGGAGCAAAUGUUAAUGCCAGGGACAAGCGAAAUAACACAGCACUUAUAUGGGCAGCUAUGGGUGUAAAUACCACUGAUAAUGCCAGAAUUCUGAUUGAAAAUGGGGCAGAAGUCGAUGCAAUUAAUAAUGAUCAUUAUACAGCAUUGCUCCUUGCAAUCAAACAAGAUGUUUUUCUACAGGCAGUCCAAGAGAAAAAGCUAGAAUUCAACAUCAAAGAUUGGACAAUAACAGGAACAUGUACUACAAGAGUGUUUCGAGACCACGUUAUGGAGAUGUUGCACAAAUUCUCUGAUGUUCUGUUUGGCGACAAUGAAUUCAUGAAACUGUUAUUAGAUAACAAUGCAAAUGCUAAUGCAUGUGAUGAUAAUGGAGAAACAGCGCUGAUAAAAUCAAUCAAAUACCAGAAUAUGAAAGCAUUCUACACUCUUCUCAGAAGUGCACCUGAUGUUAAUCUGGCAGAUAAUAAUGGAUGCACUCCCCUUAUGCACACCAUGCUGUACAUGCCCCAUGUAAUGAACUUCCACAUGUUUACAAUGGCUGUUGCACUACUUCGCAAAGGAGCUAAUCGUUUUACUGAAAGUAAUGAGGGUUUGACAGCUGAGAAAAUCGCAAAGACUAAAAACAUAAGCUUGGGACUGUGGGAUAAAAUCAGGAAAAUGGUUGAUGAAUUUAUUUCACAAAAUCCAUACCAUGCCAUUGAGAAGACACCAAAAUGUGACAAGCUGUACAGAAAUAAAGAGAUAGAAGUUGAUACUGGAAACAAAGGGUGGGCUUUUAGUGGUGGUGAUGCUGAACAUAAGAACCUCCAUACCUGUGAUGUAGUACCUGGCACUGUUCCUGAAACAUCAGAAGACACCACAACAAGCCAAGGUGAAAGCAAGAAUGAUGGAUGUGCUGCUUGUCAUGAUGAUGAGUCAUCUGAAAUAUGCAAUCUGACGGGCAAAGAGAAAAGAAUUUUGCUUAGCCUAGAAGAAGUCCAUAGUUUUGGAACACCACCUGGACAUUCCAGAUUCACCAUAUACUUAAAUAAUACCAAUGAUGAUGAAACAAAAGGUAAAAUAAAAGAAGCUCUCCCUUCCCAUAAAUUCGAAUUUGAAGGAACUGAUGAUCAACCUGAAAGUGUAAGUUUUGGGGUAGCUGGAGCAAGUAUUGGGACACCUUAUAAGGGAACACUAGGGGGGUGUAUCAAAAUCAACCAAGAUGAUGGGAAUUCCAUACCAUUUGCACUAACAGCCCAUCAUGUGGUUAAGGAGGUCGAUAAAGGUGGUCCAGUAGGUAUCUUUACAGAAGAUCCUCAAUCUGGUUCUGUCAUUUGGAAGCCCAUAGGUACAUUAGAAUAUGCCAUUGGCCUGAGCCCCACUGAGUCUGAUGUUUUUCAGGAAACGACAUAUGAUCUUGCACUCAUCAAGCUACAUGAUCAAAUCAAAGAAUGUGGUAAAUGUGAUUUUAAGCCAAUUGACAAAAAGGUAGUAAAAUCCAUAAAAUUAGUUCACAAGAGAGGGUGUAUGACAAAUGAAACAAUUGGAAAGGUAUUGGAUUAUCGUUUUAGUGGGAAAAUAAACUGUGAACUUGAAGUAGGAGUGAGAAAAGAUGUUACAAUUCUAAAUGCCAUAAAAAUAAUUGGUAUCAAUCAAAAGCCAUUUGCAGUGAAGGGUGACAGUGGAUCCUUUGUGUAUUUUAAGGAAAAUGAUAAAUGCUAUGUCAUUGGAAUGUUCUACUUUCUUGGAAUCACCAAGGAUAAGAAACAGGUUGCAUUGGCAUUUCCUCUAUGUAGUGCGUUCAAGGAAUUAGCAGAGAAAUUUCCAGAGUUUAAAGGUUGUAAAGGGUUCAUGGCAUGUUCCGGGGUUAUAUGUAACACAAGUGCCCAUUAAACAUCAGGAUUCCUCAGAUAAAGACAUUAGGCUUCUACAACUAGGGACACCACACUGCCCUGUUCUAUCAUAGACAUACUUUGUCAUUCCAAACAUACUGAGCCAUAAUGUAUAUUAUCAUGCCAAACUACACAAAACAUACAGAACCAUAAUAAU